Molecule: messenger RNA, 1591 nt
Organism: Pristis pectinata (smalltooth sawfish)
Lineage: Eukaryota; Metazoa; Chordata; Chondrichthyes; Rhinopristiformes; Pristidae
Gene: ttc23
Product: tetratricopeptide repeat domain 23
Exons: 11
Coding region: 145-1572 (475 amino acids)
Molecular function (GO): protein binding
Source: RefSeq, a predicted model, not a curated record
UGGAGUAGUUGUUACAGUGUUUAGUUUCUUGCAAAAUGUUCAGCCCUCCGUUCAACAAGAUUAUGGCGCCAAAAAGGUGCAUUAAGCAGAAAACGCGCUUUUAAAUUAAAUCGAGGAGGUAAUAAGUAUUUUUUAAUUUCCAUUAUGAGCAGCGCAGAGGAGGAUUUGGCCAGUGAAGUUUCAUCGAGAAUAAAUUCCCCAGGAGCAGAAACACAAUACUGUGACACUAGAACAAGCUCAGGAAGUUCUGAGACACCCAGCACACUGAACGGAAGUGCCCGGGUCAGACGGAAGCAGAGAAAUGCCUUGAAGGAAGUGGCAAUCAUGAUCCUGCCAGAGGAAAAGCUGGCACAGGCUGAACAGAGAGCGAGGAUGCACUCUGCUAAUGGGGAGGAGGUGCCUGCUGUACAAGAACUGAUGCGUUGUCUGGCCUUGGCAAGGAUCAGUUUUGGGGACUUCCACUGGCGGAUGGCUCAUGCCCAUAUCAACCUAGCAAAAGGCUACCUGGACCUUAAAGGACAGGCUCUGCAAGCCAAACAGCACUGCGAAAAGGCCAAAGACAUCAUGUAUGCCAACACUCAGCUUCCAGCAUUUGAGGAGGAGAGGAGGGAGAUCCUCCGUUGUUUGAUCACCAUGUUCCUCACACUGGGCAAAGCUCUACUGGAACUUGAGAAUCUAAAAGAGGCUGAGCAGAGUUUGCUGAAGUCAGAGAAGGUUGCGGACGAGCUUCGCCGAGCAGAGGAGGUGAUGCAGGAAGAGAUGAGACAAGUGGACACCAAAAUUAACUUGGCCUUAGGAAGGCUCCACAUGAAGGAGAGCAGGUGGAACAAGGCUGUGGCAUCUUACCAAAAAGCACUUGGGUUGGUGCAACUUGACAAGGGUGAAAAGAGCAUGGAGUGCGUCUCCAUCUAUCAGGACUUGGCAGCUGCAGAGUUGGCCGGAGGUGGCCACGACAUGAGGGUGCAGUACCUCUUGCAGGCUCAUUCCAUAGUGCUGACUAAUGCUCCUUCUGGAGAAGAGGAAGGAAAAAUAACUCUCGCUCUAGCAGAGGCCUACACUUCAACUGGCAGAGCUGAGGAUCACGAUAUAGCAGAGCAGUACUAUCAACAGAGCCUGCAGUGUUAUCAGGCAGCUAUGGGGCCGGAACAUCCUUCAUCGCUCUCCGUCCUGGACAGUUACAGUCGUUUUCUGAUACUGACCAAAAAUUAUCUGGGUGCUUCAAAGUUGCUUCAGGAAUCCCUCCCAGCCAAGCUUUCUACCUUUGGAGAUUUCAGCGCAGAGGUGGAGGAGACGUAUCGCCUGUUUGGAGGAAUAGAGUUAGCACAGGGACAUCAGAAAGCAGCCUUCAAAAAGUUCAAAAGAUGCCUGGAAAUUCAGACCUUUCUGUAUGGCUCACAGCACAAAAAGACCAGAGCGACUCAGCAAACAGUCCAACUCUUGUCCAAGUCUCCAGAACUGGCACUGGCAGAAGGGCGGACUGGAACAGAUCACUUAAAGCAGAGACCUCUGUUUUGCGCGGUGUUACCAAAACGUAGUAUCUCAGGAGGUACCAAAGGAAAUGUAUAUAACUGACUUGAUGUAUCACUCUCGC